Dreissena polymorpha is the source of this 717-nucleotide messenger RNA. RefSeq lists its product as uncharacterized. The coding region runs from base 85 to 564 and encodes 159 amino acids. The record is from RefSeq and is a predicted model, not a curated record. Lineage: Eukaryota; Metazoa; Mollusca; Bivalvia; Myida; Dreissenidae. The transcript has 2 exons.
AACGUAGACUUUCGAUUAUCACUAUAACCAUUGCAUCAAUUAUGGAGUUCAUAAGAAGUCAGAGAGGCGCGGCAAAGCUUUGUUAUGAAGGGUUCACGUACACGAAGAAAAAGGAGACGAAGGCGACGAUGCGAUGGGAAUGUUCCCAGCGUCGAAGAUAAGGUGCUAGAAGGCAUGGCCAUCUUAAAGGACACGGCCCCUUCAGCGCUGACUGGGAUCGUCGACUACUUCGACAAUACCUACGUGAGCGGCGGAUUUCGGUCCGUGAGGACCGCUGACGGCAUGAUGCGCUUCAGGAGAACGCCGCCCCGUUUCCCGCUAGAUAUCUGGAACGUACACGCUGCAACAGUCAGUGACGAAGCUAGGACCAACAACCUGUGCGAGGCUUGGAACAAUGGGUUCCAAGUUUUGGUUGGGCACCAGCAUCCGUCUCUGUGGACUGUAGUUGACUGCUUCAUGAAAGACGCCGCUAUGGUGGAGACUGAGGUGUAUCGCGUGCGCAACGGUGAGCCUUCAAUUAAGCCGAAGAAGAAGUCAACAGAGCGAUACCAGCGGCGUCUAUAGACUUUGUGCGAGCAGGUGGCGAGUGGUGAGAAGAGUGUGAGUCAGUUUUUGAACGUUGUCGGCGGACUUGUGCGAUUGAAGUAGUGUUUGAGUGUAUUGUUUAUGUAAGAAUGCAUAUAUGUUUGAACGUAUGUAUGAUUGUAACUGAAUGUA